Molecule: messenger RNA, 4022 nt
Organism: Dendroctonus ponderosae (mountain pine beetle)
Lineage: Eukaryota; Metazoa; Arthropoda; Insecta; Coleoptera; Curculionidae
Gene: jar
Product: myosin heavy chain 95F
Exons: 25
Coding region: 98-3829 (1243 amino acids)
Biological process (GO): vesicle transport along actin filament; actin filament organization; endocytosis
Cellular component (GO): myosin complex; actin cytoskeleton; cytoplasm
Molecular function (GO): ATP binding; microfilament motor activity; actin filament binding
Source: RefSeq, a predicted model, not a curated record
GGUGGAUUUCGUUGUAUUUCCGUGCAAAUUCAACAGGUGUUUCCGCGUUUAGUUCUUUGUUAUAAACUUAUGAAAUUGUCAUCAAACAGAACCCAUCAUGGAUGAAACCGUAUGGGCUCGUGACCAUAAGGAAGGGUUCGUCCUUGGUCGAAUUAGUGAAAUAACUCCCGAUGGUGCCGAAGUGAUUCCACUUGAUCCGAAAUUUGCCAAAAAAGUCCUGCCAUUCAGCGACAUUUUCCGAGCCAACGUAGUCAAAGGCAAAGACUACGAUGACAAUUGCGAAAUGAUGUUCCUGAAUGAGGGCUCGUUGCUAGACAAUAUUCGCACCAGAUAUUACAAGAAUAAAAUUUAUUCUUACGUAGCCAACAUUCUCAUAGCAGUUAAUCCGUAUAAAGAUAUUCCAGAACUGUAUGCCACGAAAACCAUUAAGGCCUAUCAAGGCAAGUCGUUGGGCGAAUUGCCUCCGCAUGUCUUUGCCAUUGCUGAUAAGGCAUUUAGAGACAUGAGAGUGUUCAAACAGUCGCAAUCGAUUAUAGUUUCUGGAGAAUCUGGGGCAGGUAAAACUGAAUCUACGAAGCAUUUACUAAAGUAUCUGUGCGAAGGCGGCGGAGCCGGUCCGAUAGAGCAAAAGAUUCUGGAUGCUAAUCCGGUGCUGGAAGCUUUCGGCAACGCCAAAACCACCAGGAAUAACAACAGCUCGAGAUUCGGGAAAUUUAUCGAAGUGCACUUCGACAAGAAGUUUCAAGUAGCCGGCGGCCACAUUUCCCACUACUUGCUGGAAAAGAGCAGGAUCUGCUCGCCGCUAGGCGAAGAACGAAGCUACCAUAUAUUCUACAUGCUUAUGGCCGGCGGCCCUGAGGGAUUAAGGCAGAAGUUAGGCCUGACCAAACCCGAUGACUACAACUACUUGAAAAACGGCUGCACCAGAUAUUUUGCCAAGCCCGCAACUGAAAAGAUUCUAUCGCCCGGCCAGAAAAGUGCCGCCCAGCUUAAGCAAGGCUCAUUAAAGGACAUUCUAAUCGACGAUCUGGAGGACUUUAAGGAGCUGGACCUGGCAUUAUCACGCUUGGGGAUGUCGGAGGUUGAAAGGCUGCAAAUUUAUACCACUGUGGCUGCCGUUUUGCAUUUGGGGAAUGUUGAAUUCGAGGAUAACCCAGAAGACACUCGAGGAGGCUGCCGAGUGGCUAGAAGUGGAGAAAAGGCGCUAAUCACAGCCUCAAAGUUGCUGGAAAUCGACCCUGAAGAACUGAGGCAGGCGUUGGUGUCUCGGGUUAUGCAAAGUGCCAGAGGAGGCCUCAAAGGCACUGUAAUUAUGGUUCCUUUAAAAAUUCACGAAGCCAACAAUGCCAGGGACGCUCUGGCCAAAGCAAUCUACAGCAAUCUAUUCGAUUACAUUGUUAGCAGAAUCAAUCAGAGCAUCCCCUUUCAAGCCUCCAGCUACUAUAUCGGAGUGCUUGAUAUUGCAGGGUUUGAGUUUUUCACUGUGAACAGUUUCGAGCAGUUUUGCAUAAACUACUGCAACGAAAAACUGCAGCAGUUCUUCAACGAACGCAUCCUGAAGUUCGAGCAGGAGCUUUACAAGCGGGAAGGCUUGAGCGUGCCGGAAAUUUCGUUUACAGAUAAUCAAGACUGCAUCGAUGUGAUAGAAGGGAAAACCCAAGGAAUUUUUGCACUACUAGACGAGGAGUCAAAAUUGCCCAAACCGUCCUAUGCACAUUUUACCGAAUCCGUGCAUAAAACAUGGGGCAAAAACUACAGGCUAGGAUUACCCAGGUCAUCCAAACUGAAAGCUCAUCGGAGUAUUAGGGAUGACGAAGGGUUCCUGAUCAAGCAUUUUGCCGGCGCCGUGUGCUAUCAGACUAAACAAUUCAUCGAUAAAAACAACGACGCUCUUCACGCCUCACUGGAGGGGAUCAUCCAGGACAGCAAGAACAAACUCAUUCAAACACUCUUUGCCACGUCAAUGGCGCAAAAGGGCAAACUUACCUUUGUCAGUGUCGGGAGCAAGUUUAAAUCGCAGCUUCAAGAGCUGCUGGAAAAGUUAAGGAACAACGGAACCAACUUUAUUCGUUGCAUUAAACCCAAUAACAAAAUGGUUGAUCAUCAGUUUGAUGGCAGUUUAUGCCUGAUGCAGCUUACCUGUUCGGGAAUGGCAUCAGUUCUCGAGCUAAUGGAGCAUGGCUUCCCCAGCCGAACUCCUUUUGCCGAUCUCUACAACAUGUACAAGGAGUACCUGCCUAACGACUUGAAGAAAUUAUCGCCUAGAACAUUCUCAGAGGCGAUUCUUCAUAGUCUAAAGCUAACCGAUAAGGACUUCAAAUUCGCUAUCACCAGAGUGUUCUUCAGACCGGGAAAGUUUGCCGAGUUCGACAAGAUCAUGCGAUCCGACCCAGAAAACUUAAAAUCAAUCGUUUCGAAUGUUAAGAAAUGGCUGGUCAAAUCGCGAUGGCUCAAAGCGCAGUUCUGUGCCUUGACUGUUAUUAAAAUGAAGAACAAGAUUGUUUACCGCCGCAAAGCCUUAGUGGUGAUUCAGAAGAACGUGCGUGGAUACUUAGUAAAGAAGAAAUAUGGAAUGCGAAUCAAAACAGUGAAGAAUCUUCGCUUGAUGGAUGGCAAGCUAAAGCAACUGGACGCAAUCGCUCAGCAACUGAAGAGCGAUAAAACCAGCAGCAUCAAUGGCAUUAACCAACUGAAGUUGGAAGUGAACGCAGCCAUCGGCAACAUUAAGAAAAACGAAAACAUUGAUAAUAAAACUGUUGAAAACCUGUACAGUAACUUGGUGCUGAAAAUCGACCAGCAGAUGUCCACAUUGCAGAAGAAGGUUCAGGAGCAGAAGAGCCGAGAAGAGCAGGAAAGGCUGCGCAAAAUCCAAGAGGAGAUGGAAAAGGAGAAGCGCAUCAAGGAAGAGAACGAGAGGCGAGUGAGGGAGGAAGAGGAAAACCGAAAGAAAAAAGCUGAAAUGGAGGCCAAACGGAAGCUAGAAGAAGAGGCCAGGCUUAGACAGGAAAGGGACAUUUACAACCUGCAAAAAGUAACUCAAGAAGCAACAGACAAAAAAAUUGCCCUUGAACUGCAACAGCAGCAAGCGAAGUUGGAACAGGAGGAACGCUUAUAUCAAGAGCAACUGGAACAGGAGCGACAAGAUCGUGAGUUGGCGCUCAGAUUGGCCCAGGAAACCAACGGACAAAUCGAAGAAAGUCCACCAUUGGCUAGAAAUGGAAUCAACGGAACAGACUCUCAAAGAUCGUCGAUUAAACUCAACAGGUCGCAACCGAGCAAUCAAGUGAAAGGAAAGCACGACCUUUCGAAAUGGAAGUAUUCAGAAUUGCGCGACACUAUCAACACAUCCUGCGAUAUUGAGCUUCUUGAGGCCUGCAGGCACGAAUUCCAUCGCAGGUUGAAGGUUUACCAUGCCUGGAAGGCAAAGAACAAGAAGCGCACUGUUAUGAGCGAAAACGAGAGAGCUCCGCUCUCGGUGUUGGAAUCGGCUCAGAAAACUCCACGAUUGCCGCAGAAAGCUAUUCUGGACAACAAUUCGCAACGCUUCUUCAGAAUUCCCUUCCAAAGACCUGGCGGUGAUCCAAACAAGAGAGGUUGGUGGUAUGCGCACUUUGAUGGGCAAUAUGUGGCAAGGCAGAUGGAACUGCACCCUGAUAAGCAGCCUAUCCUGCUGGUAGCAGGUCAAGAUGAUAUGCAGAUGUGCGAACUUUCCCUGGAAGAAACCGGCUUGACUCGCAAAAGAGGCGCCGAGAUAUUGGAAAAUGAAUUCAACAAAGAAUGGGAAAAGAACGGUGGUAAGACUUAUAUCAGACCUGCCGAUAGAAAAUAAUUCAAGCGCUGAUUGGUUUGAAAUCAUUUAAAGUUUUGCAAUAUUUAUGAGAACAGCUGUACAAUUUCAUGAGAUUUCCGAGUUAUACUUAUACGUUUAAACCGUUGCAAUCAAAUUUGGCUUUACAGUAUUAGAUACAAUUUAUAUUGUAAUAUAAUUAUUAAUUGAAAAUAUAUUUGACUUUCGAGUUAAA